Molecule: messenger RNA, 2214 nt
Organism: Metschnikowia bicuspidata var. bicuspidata NRRL YB-4993
Lineage: Eukaryota; Fungi; Ascomycota; Pichiomycetes; Serinales; Metschnikowiaceae
Product: AMP deaminase
Exons: 1
Coding region: 1-2214 (737 amino acids)
Biological process (GO): IMP salvage; AMP metabolic process
Cellular component (GO): cytosol
Molecular function (GO): AMP deaminase activity
Source: RefSeq, a predicted model, not a curated record
AUGGACCAUACGGCUGAUGACCUCGUCUUGAACUUCUCGGACUCGGACGACGACGUUCUUUCCAAGUCCCACAGUUCGGCCCACUUCUCGACCCACGAAGACCGAUUCAUCAAGGACCACGACUUGAAAGUUCGGGCGUUCCAGGCUCUCCAAGAACUGGAUCAUGAAAUCCCUCGCAGCCCGAGCCAGACACUGAUGAAAAGACGGCCUCUGAUUAUCGAUUUGCCCCAGAAACCAUACGGCUAUCACCCCUUUCCGGCCACUGCGGCCCAUAACAACAACCACACUCAGAGUCUGAAGAGCUCUGCCAACGCGCUUCCGGAAAUGUACCCCUCGCUGGAGCUCAUUGAAUAUUUCCGCAACGUCAAACAGUGCUUGAACUUGCGCCACAGCUACUUGGACAGGUCGAUGCAGCGGGAUGGCAACGUGAACCCAAAGAACCACCCGAACUGGAAGAUAUACCCGCCGCCGCCUCGCCCCACCUACAAACUGAAGAACAAGUUCAACCAGUUGCCGGGCGAGCAUGUAGAGGAGGAGGCGUUUGAUUUCUCCGAGGUCGAGAUUCCACAAACAGACUUCCUGGCGUCCUACGAGUUGAAGCUCAACCUGGAUGACGUGUACCAGGUCUACCACAAGGAAACGGGCGAGCCGUUGGGCGAAGUCACCACGUUGCAUGAUUACUACAACGACUUGAACAAGAUUGUGCGCAUUUCGCUGGACGGGCCCACCAAGUCGUUUGCGUUCAAACGGUUGCAGUACUUGGAAACCAAGUGGAACAUGUACGCGUUGUUAAACGAGUUCGAGGAAUCCAAGCAAUCGAAGAAAAACCCCCACAGAGACUUUUACAAUGUGCGUAAAGUCGACACCCACAUCCACCAUUCCGCGUGCAUGAAUCAAAAGCAUCUCUUGCGCUUCAUCAAGUACAAGUUGAAGACGACACCCGAUGAACAGGUGAUUUUCAGGGAUGGCAAGUUGUUGACCUUGGCGCAGGUCUUUGAGUCCUUGAAACUCUCGGCGUACGAGUUGUCUAUCGACACCUUGGACAUGCACGCGCACACCGACACAUUCCACCGCUUCGACAAAUUCAACUUGAAAUACAACCCGAUCGGCGAGUCGCGCUUGCGUGAAAUCUUCUUGAAGACCGACAAUUUCAUCAACGGUAAGUACUUGGCAGAAAUCACCCAGCAGGUGUUCGAAGACCUUGAGAGUUCCAAGUACCAGAUGACCGAGUUGCGUAUUUCUGUAUACGGCCGCUCUGAGGACGAGUGGAGUAAGUUGGCUUCGUGGAUCGUCGACAACAAGUUGUUUAGUCAUAACGUGCGGUGGUUGGUCCAGGUUCCCCGGUUGUAUGACUUGUACAAAAGAAACGGCAAUGUGCAUAACUUCCAGCAAAUCAUGCACAAUCUCUUCCACCCGCUUUAUGAGGUCACGCUCAACCCAAAGUCGGAUCCGAAAUUGCAUGUGUUCUUGCAGAGAGUGGUGGGAUUUGAUUCCGUGGACGACGAGUCAAAGCUGGAAAGACCGCUCAAUGCCAAAAAAAUGCCCGUGGCCUCUGAGUGGGAUGUUCCCUUGAAUCCGCCAUACUCUUACUACUUGUACUAUCUCCACUCGGACUUGAUUGCGUUGAACCAGCUAAGGUCCACGCUCAAUUUCAAUACGUUUGUAUUGAGACCGCACUGUGGAGAGGCAGGUGACCCCGAGCACUUGAUUUCGGCGUUCCUUACAUCGCACUCCAUCUCGCACGGAAUCAUGUUGAGGAAACUCCCGUUCAUCCAGUACUUGUACUACUUGGACCAAAUCGGAUUGGCAAUGUCGCCGUUGUCGAACAACGCUUUAUUCUUGACGUACGAUAAAAAUCCAUUCCACAACUUUUUCAAGAAAGGAUUGAAUGUGUCAUUAUCCACAGAUGACCCAUUACAGUUUUCCUACACGAAGGAACCAUUGAUCGAAGAAUACUCGGUGGCCGCGCAGAUCUAUAAGCUUUCUGGUGUUGACAUGUGUGAGCUUGCAAAGAACUCCGUCCUUCAGUCUGGCUGGGAAUGGGAAAUUAAAAAACAUUGGCUCGGCAAGAAAUUCAUGUUGCCCGGGGUCGAGGGCAAUGACAUUGAAAAAACAAACGUUCCUGACAUGCGUGUGGGGUACAGGGACGAGACCUUGAAGAGCGAAUUGGAAUUGGUGGACUAUUACACUCACAUGGGCCAGGGAAAGCACUAG